Messenger RNA from Choloepus didactylus (southern two-toed sloth), 2368 nucleotides. It is a transcript of the gene SLC35A5, whose product is annotated as solute carrier family 35 member A5. Gene Ontology annotation, biological process: pyrimidine nucleotide-sugar transmembrane transport. Gene Ontology annotation, molecular function: pyrimidine nucleotide-sugar transmembrane transporter activity. The coding region runs from base 620 to 1618 and encodes 332 amino acids. NCBI's taxonomy places the organism in Eukaryota, Metazoa, Chordata, Mammalia, Pilosa, Megalonychidae. The transcript has 10 exons. Gene Ontology annotation, cellular component: Golgi membrane. The record is from RefSeq and is a predicted model, not a curated record.
AGUUUAGCUCAUUGUAUAUAUGAGGGAGCUAAGAUGUAAACAGGAAAUUAUUAUUUAUAAUAUAUUAUUAAUAAUAACAAGCAUUUUUAGUAAUUUAAGUAAUUUAAUAUUUGCAGAGCAAUAUGUCAUUUACAGACUUUUUUUAGCAUUUAUUGUCUAGCCAAAUGUGACAGUACUUAUGAAAUAAAUAUGAUUGCUCAUUUUUACAGGUGGAGAAACAGGCUCAAAGGGAAAGUGUUAUGCAGUGCUAUACAAGAAGGGGCAGAGCCAGGACUCUGACUUGGAUUCCUGGUGCCGUGCCCAUUACUCUAUCUUGUGACUUGUUCCUGUGAUGAGAACAAGUCUUUUAUUCAAAUUUAGGAUUUUCUAAAUCACUUCCGUAUGACUUGAUAUGUUGCAAACUGCAAAUCAGUUUCCAUGCCCUACAAGGAAGGCAACAUAGUGCACAUGAAUCAGAGUCUAUGUUCUGGGGCAGAUUAUUUAACUUCUCUGAGCUUCAGUUUCCUAAACAAUCAAAUAGGGAUACUAAUCCCUUCCUCAAAUGAGUAGAUAAUAUUCAUAAGAAGAUCAUCAAAGUAAAAAUUUGAAAUGUGCUUCCUGGAAGGAAUUUUCUAAUUUCAUGAAGUGGUCCAUUCCUGCCUUUCUUUAUUUCCUGGACAACUUGAUUGUCUUCUAUGUCCUAUCCUAUCUUCAGCCUGCCAUGGCUGUUAUCUUCUCAAAUUUUAGCAUUAUAACAACAGCUCUUCUAUUCAGGAUAGUGCUGAAGCGGCAUCUAAACUGGAUACAGUGGGCAUCCCUCCUGAUUCUGUUUUUGUCUAUUGUGGCUCUAACUGCUGGGACUGAAACUUCACAGCAUAACUUGGCAGGACAUGGAUUUCAUCAUGAUGCUUUCUUUAGCCCAUCCAAUUCUUGCCUUCUUUUCAGAAGUGAGUGUUCCAGAAAAGAUAAUUGCACACGAAAGGAAUGGAUUUUUCCUGAAGCUAAGUGGAAGAACACUACAGCCAGAGUUUUCAGUCACAUCCGUCUUGGCUUGGGCCAUGUUCUUAUUAUAGGCCAGUGUUUUAUUUCUUCAAUGGCCAAUAUCUAUAAUGAAAAGAUAUUGAAGGAAGGGAACCAGCUCACUGAAAGCAUCUUCAUACAGAACAGCAAACUCUAUUUCUUUGGCAUUCUUUUUAAUGGACUGACCCUGGGCCUUCAGAGCAGUAACCGAGACCAGAUUAAGAACUGUGGAUUUUUUUAUGGCCACAAUACAUUUUCCGUGGCCCUUAUCUUUGUAACUGCAUUCCAGGGCCUCUCGGUAGCUUUCAUUCUGAAAUUCCUGGAUAACAUGUUCCAUGUCUUGAUGGCCCAGAUCACCACUGUCAUCAUCACAACAGUAUCUGUUCUGGUCUUUGACUUCAGUCCUUCUCUGGAGUUUUUCUUGGAAGCCUCGUCAGUCCUUCUCUCCAUAUUUAUUUAUAAUGCCAGCAAAUCUCAAGGUCUGGAAUACGCACCUAGGCAAGAAAGGAUCCGACAUCUAAGUGGCGGUCUUUGGGAGCGCUCAAGUGGGGAUGGAGAAGAACUGGAAAGACUUACCAAACCCAAGAGUGAUAUUGAGUCGGAUGAAGAUGCUUUCUAAUUGUAUAUCUUGACUUCUGAGAAUAGUAAAACUGUUCACCUUAUCAUAGGCAUUCCCAUCAGAAUUCUGUGACCCAGGAAGAUUACUCCUAUGGCAGUUCAUUUUAAAGGGAGGGGGUGGCAUUUAUGGAACUAAUACUAGUGACACCAUCUUUCAUGGACAUCCAGACAACUUCUUAAAUGUGAGAGAGAUAAGAACUUCCCAGGGGAAGCAGUGCCUGGACUUUGCAUCGAAUCAAUUAAAUCAUACACGAUCACCAUGGACCACAUUGGGGAAGGAUACCAGGAUUUGACAUUCCCAUCUUUUCCAACCAGAAGCAUGGAGAAGUACUCGGGGCUUACUUGGAAAUAGUUACGUAUGUCUUUCACCAAAUGGGCAGAAUUGACCAGAGAGAGAGUGGUGUGGGGAAAGUAGUAAUGACGUGGCUUCCCACUCACCAAAAUUGCAUGCCUGACCACUGAGGGCAGAGAGCUGCUGUGAAUAGGCCCAGUCUUCAUCAUUAGGAGCAGAGAUCACCAGCAACCGCCUCCUCCAUCGGAACCUGAAAAACAAGCAGAAGGCCACUAUUACAGCUUCAAACAAUGGAGGCCAGUACCUUCACAUCAAGAUACAAGGCCCCAGCUCAGGACACUGGAGGAAAACACUUCUAUAGGAUGUGGCAAGAGAUAUGAAUGUAGCCCAGAUCCAUAUUUUUGAUAAAUUGCUUUUCUGUCACUUUAGCUUCUCAGUAAAUAAAAACUCUAAAAGCCA